CCGCGGGCUUCAGCGGGGAGGGGGCGUGGGCUCGCGCGGUCGCGGUCUGGGGGCGGAGCCGCCGCCUCCUCGCGGAUUCCGUUAGGUGCGAGCGCGGCAGCCGUUGGCCGUUCCUAGUCGCUCGUUCGUCCGCCGGCGGCGAUGGAUGCGAAGAAGAAAAUCACAGUGCCCCUUAUCUAUGCUGUUUCCAUUGCUGCCAUUGGAUCUCUCCAGUUUGGGUACAACACUGGUGUCAUCAAUGCUCCUGAGAAGAUCAUCCAGAAGUUCUUCAACAGAACCCUGUCAGAACGGAGUGGGAAGGCUGUCUCUCCAGAGCUCCUCACCUAUCUGUGGUCCCUUUCUGUGUCCAUCUUCUCAGUAGGAGGUAUGAUUGGCUCCUUCUCAGUCAGCCUGUUCGUCAACAGAUUUGGCAGGAGGAACUCCAUGCUACUGGUGAACAUCUUGGCCUUUGCUGGUGGCGCUCUCAUGGCCUUCUCUAAGAUGGCAAAGGCAGUGGAGAUGCUGAUUAUUGGACGCUUCGUUAUUGGCCUCUUCUGUGGUCUCUGCACUGGUUUUGUGCCCAUGUACAUCAGCGAGGUCUCACCCACGAGUGUUCGUGGAGCCUUUGGCACCCUCAACCAGCUGGGCAUUGUUGUGGGCAUCCUGGUGGCCCAGAUCUUUGGCCUGGAGGGGAUCAUGGGAACUGAAGCACUUUGGCCACUGCUUUUGGGAUUCACGGUCCUCCCAGCAAUCCUGCAGUGUGUGGCUCUUCUUUUCUGCCCUGAGAGCCCCCGUUUCCUAUUGAUCAACAAGAUGGAGGAAGAGAAAGCUCAGGCAGUUCUCCAGAAACUUCGUGGUACACAAGAUGUGUCUCAAGACAUCCUGGAGAUGAAAGAAGAGAGUGCUAAAAUGUCCCAGGAAAAGAAGGCAACUGUGCCAGAACUCUUCCGUUCUCCAAACUACCGUCAAGCUAUUAUCAUUGCCAUCAUGCUGCAGCUUUCCCAACAGCUCUCGGGCAUCAAUGCUGUAUUCUAUUAUUCUACAGGGAUUUUUGAAAGAGCUGGUAUCACACAGCCUGUGUAUGCCACUAUUGGAGCUGGAGUGGUAAACACUGUCUUCACUGUUGUGUCGCUGUUCCUGGUGGAGCGUGCAGGGCGCAGGACCCUUCAUUUAGUUGGUUUGGGUGGCAUGGCAGUGUGUGCUGUUCUUAUAACUGUUGCUUUAGCUCUGAAGGACAUUGUGGAGUGGAUCAAAUACAUCAGCAUUGUUGCCACUUUUGGCUUUGUGGCACUUUUUGAGAUUGGCCCUGGCCCUAUCCCAUGGUUCAUCGUGGCAGAACUCUUCAGCCAGGGCCCACGACCUGCAGCCAUGGCAGUGGCUGGUUGUUCUAACUGGACUUCAAACUUCUUGGUGGGAAUGCUCUUCCCGUAUGCAGAGAAACUGUGUGGCUCCUAUGUCUUCCUCAUAUUCCUUGUUUUCCUGGUCAUCUUCUUUGUCUUCACAUUCUUCAAAGUGCCGGAGACCAAGGGCAGGACUUUUGAAGACAUCUCCAGGGGCUUUGAAGGACGAGCAGAAGCUAGCCCCACGUCCCCUGUAGAGAAGAACCCCAUGGUGGAGCUGAACAGCAUACAACCUGAUAAAGAAGUUGCCUAAGAUUCAUGGCACACCCCUUCUCUGACUCUUACAUGCUUAAAGAGUCAUUAAAGGAAUGAGCAAAGAAAACCAUGAGAACUGGGACAUUUUUUCCCCCCUCAAUUGCUGCUAUUUUAUUCUUUGCGCCCACACAUUCACCCAUCCUGCCAGGCUUACCAGCAUUAAGCAAAUCUGAUAUGGGUGAUCCCAUUUUCAAGUACUGGAAGGCACCUGGCACUUGCAAAAAUAGUCUCAUCUUCCCUGUUACAAACAUCAGAACAGAGAAGAUCUGGCAGUAUUUUUGCUUUUCUCACAUAUAACUGCUAUUUGGGGUUAACAUACUUAUGCACGCAGUGACCGUUACACAUUUGAAUCUAAUUACUAUUUUUGUAGUGAGUUGAAGUGACCUGAUAAACAAGUCCCCAUCCCUAUGAGUCUUCUCUGUGUGUGUGCAGUGUUACACUGGAAUUUAACAAGCCUACCAAAAAGCCAUCUCUUCACUUUUUCCUAUCCAGUGUACACUUUUUUCAGCCUCAGGAAAAAGGGGACCAAGCUACAUGCAUAUUUUUUUCCUGCUUUUAUUUUUUUGUAUAGACAGACUGAAAGCAUACUUCUACUUAAGUUUAUUUAUUUGUAUGUCACUUUGUAAAUAUUUAUUUUUUUAAUGGUGUACAAAAAUGUACAGGUAAUGAAAUUGAAGAUGUUUAAGAGAAAUAACUAUUCUAACAAGAUGCUGUAGUCUUGAGGUGCAAUAAGACUGUAAAGGAGAAAUGUGGUACGAAGCAGGAGGUAAGGCAUUUUGGAUGGUGUGUACAACAGUUAUGCACAUCACCUUUAAGUUAUUUGUGCCCUCUGGAAAGAAAUUCAAAGAAUUGCAUACUAGUGAGAUGUGUGUGUGUGUCCACCAAAAUCUGUUUGGGGAUUUUGUGGGUGGCAAUUUUAAGUAUUGUUCCCAAGUGUUGAUUGGAAAGUGUGGUAUUGCAGCAAAUGGGUGUUGUUGGUUUAUAUUUUCAGUCGCGGUUAAGCAUUGUAUGGGAUAACUGAGGGUGGUGAUUUUACUUUUUGGUUUCUCUGAUGUAUUCGAGUAGGUCAAAGUCUGAAAUUUGCAGCUGUUACUUAAGGGUGUGUAAGGAUAAAAAGUAUUUUCCAAAGUUGUAUUUUCUUAGGAAUUGUUCUUAGAAAUAUUAGACAGAGGCAUGUAGCAUGACCUUUUUUGGACUCAGGCCUGGUUGGUUAUGUGAAAGUUCAUAAAGCUAGAGAUGCAGGACUAGAGAUCAGAGUUACUGGAACUUAACUAGCUUAGCAGUGUGAAGGGUCUGUAGUGCUCGGUCCACUGGUUGGUUGCAGGCCAAAUGUUUUUGCCCCAUGGAAGAUCUCUGCAGAAGAUCUCUGGAAGAUCUGCAUGAUGUGAUGCUCACUAGUGUGCAGCAUGCUGUAUAGAUGUGCACAGCUCUGUGGUAGUGCCCCUGUUGGAACGGAUAUGGCAGGUUGUAACUGUUCAUCAGUAAAUAUUGGUCUCCCCACUUGUCAUACUGCUAGGAAAUCGAGAGUGUAUAUACACCUACCCUUGCUGCCAAGCUAGCACAGUUCAGUUGGACAAGGCAGAAAGUAGCACAUAUGGUAUACUUAGAGUUAAGGGGUGGGAGCUUUGCUUCACUGCCUGCAGUGCUUUGUCAAGAGAGUCUAGGCCCGUGUCUGUCCAGACCUGCACAUGCUAUCAAAAGGUAGCACAGAGGUAGGUCCAAUUUAAACCCCUCUAAGAUCUGCUUUUUUGGACUUGAUCAAACUCAGAUCUACCUGCAAAACUCAUGCUGGAGUUCAUCACUGGAUAUCCUAGAAGAGAGGCAGGCCCUUAGUUUCCAAGGUGGGUAAGAAGAAGAAAGGCUCAGGAAGGCAGGAAUGGCAGCACGUUCGCUGUAGCAUGGAUAGCCCAAGCUUUCUUGACAACAUACUGCUUCAGAGCAGGUCAGAAGUUUACCAUUGGUGUAUAUUCUGGGGGUGUGUAUGUGGUGCUUUCAGUAACUAGAGUUAUGACAUUUCUACCUUCCCUAAUGAGAAACAGUUGCAAAGAUCAGUAAAAUUUGCUGCUGUGAAAUACACUUCCUGUGACUUAAUUUGAAAUACUCCAGCUUUGCACAAUGCAAUCCUCUUGCAUCCAAUUUUCCCUAGCUUUCUAUCGGGCUUCUGUGCCAGAUAUGUAUUCUCAGAAGUAUUAUAUUUCCCAACUUUAAUAUUCUGGCUCAGUUAUAUAGAUUUCUAUGCCCUCUGACUCUGGCACUUCCAGACAUCGUAUUUCUCUAUGGGCAUCUAUAUGUUAGGAAAAUUCCCCUACAGCUGUGCAUAAGAGCAUUCCAUUUGUUGCUUCAGAGAUGUGUGUUGGAUUGGACUGAAAUGUGUAGGUCUUUCUCACAUAGUAUCUCUUUAUUUUCUUUUUCUGUAACAGCUUUGUGAAUAUUUUGGGUGGGUUUUAUAUGCUUAUUAAUGUGGUUGUUUCCUGUUUUUAAAAUAAAAACUAUAGAAAUAAA
Tyto alba (common barn owl) is the source of this 4136-nucleotide messenger RNA. Its product is annotated as solute carrier family 2, facilitated glucose transporter member 3. Gene Ontology annotation, biological process: D-glucose transmembrane transport. Lineage: Eukaryota; Metazoa; Chordata; Aves; Strigiformes; Tytonidae. Gene Ontology annotation, cellular component: membrane. The record is from RefSeq and is a predicted model, not a curated record. The transcript is spliced from 10 exons. The coding region runs from base 142 to 1632 and encodes 496 amino acids.